UCUCCACAGAAACCAGACACAAAAACAUGGCAGAAAUGGAGAAAGAAGGGAGACCUCCGGAAAAUAAACGGAGCAGGAAGCCGGCUCACCCAGUGAAAAGGGAGAUCAAUGAGGAGAUGAAGAACUUUGCAGAAAACACCAUGAAUGAACUCCUUGGCUGGUAUGGCUAUGAUAAGGUUGAAUUAAAAGAUGGUGAAGAUAUUGAAUUCAGGAGCUACCCUACAGAUGGGGAGAGCCGGCAGCACAUUUCUGUUCUCAAAGAAAAUUCUUUGCCAAAACCAAAAUUACCCGAGGACAGUGUUAUUUCACCAUACAAUAUAAGCACAGGCUAUUCAGGGCUUGCCACUGGAAAUGGACUCAGUGACUCACCUGCAGGGUCAAAGGAUCAUGGCAAUGUGCCCAUUAUUGUACCUUUAAUUCCACCACCUUUCAUAAAGCCACCAGCAGAAGAUGAUGUGUCAAAUGUACAAAUAAUGUGUGCCUGGUGCCAGAAAGUGGGAAUCAAGCGCUAUUCCCUGAGUAUGGGAAGUGAGGUGAAAAGCUUCUGCAGCGAGAAGUGCUUUGCGGCCUGCCGACGAGCCUACUUCAAGAGAAAUAAGGCUAGAGAUGAAGAUGGACAUGCUGAAAAUUUUCCCCAGCAGCACUAUGCUAAGGAAACUCCAAGGCUUGCCUUCAAGAAUAACUGCGAACUACUUGUAUGUGACUGGUGUAAGCACAUAAGACACACAAAAGAAUACCUGGAUUUUGGGGACGGGGAAAGAAGGCUUCAGUUCUGCAGUGCAAAAUGUCUCAAUCAAUACAAAAUGGACAUUUUCUACAAAGAGACCCAGGCCAAUCUUCCAGCUGGGCUGUGCAGCACAUUACACCCUCCCAUGGAAAAUAAAGCAGAAGGCACCGGGGUGCAGCUGCUCACUCCAGACUCUUGGAAUAUCCCGCUAACAGAUGCUCGGAGGAAGGCCCCCUCCCCGGUGGCUACAGCUGGCCAAAGCCAGGGCCCUGGCCCGUCGGCGUCCACCACCGUCUCUCCAUCUGACACUGCCAACUGCUCUGUCACUAAAAUCCCCACGCCAGUGCCCAAGUCCAUCCCCAUCAGCGAGACUCCAAAUAUCCCUCCUGUCUCCGUCCAGCCACCUGCUAGCAUCGGGCCUCCCCUUGGCGUCCCGCCUCGAAGCCCUCCCAUGGUGAUGACCAACCGCGGCCCGGUGCCGCUGCCCAUCUUCAUGGAGCAGCAGAUCAUGCAGCAGAUACGCCCACCCUUCAUCCGCGGGCCUCCGCACCACGCCUCCAACCCCAACAGUCCCCUGUCCAACCCGAUGCUUCCCGGUAUCGGGCCCCCGCCCGGCGGCCCCAGGAACCUGGGCCCCACUUCCAGCCCCAUGCACCGGCCCAUGCUAUCACCGCCGCCCGCGCCCCCCAAGAAGCUGCUGUCGCCUGAGGAGCCGGCGGUGAGCGAGCUAGAGUCGGUCAAGGAGAACAACUGUGCUUCCAACUGCCACCUGGACGGGGAGGCGGCCAAAAAGCUGAUGGGCGAGGAGGCCCUGGCGGGGGGCGACAAGUCAGACCCGAACCUUAAUAACCCCGCGGACGAGGACCAUGCCUAUGCUCUGCGGAUGCUGCCCAAGACCGGCUGCGUGAUCCAGCCUGUGCCAAAACCCGCGGAGAAGGCUGCUAUGGCGCCGUGCAUCAUUUCCUCGCCCAUGCUCAGCGCCGGGCCCGAGGACCUGGAGCCGCCGCUCAAAAGGAGGUGCCUCCGAAUUAGAAAUCAGAAUAAGUAAAAGGAAUGCUCACUCACAGGGUACGCUCAUGGAGAGAGGGCGCAGAGCAAACCAUGUCACGCCAUCCAAUGACACCAGCUGGUCAGCUCACCACCCCCUCUGGCUAAAACUCAAGCAAAUAAAGCCGCUUCCUGUCAUUAAGCAUCUCAGAGGAAGCAGCCCUCCCUCGAUGGCCUCUAGCCCAGAGAAGCCCGCGCGUCUUGGACCCACCAAGCAGGCCCAGCCUUCCUGCUGCCACCAUCUCUGCUUCUCCCCAGAGGAACUUAGGGAUUUCACCCCUGGCUUUUAAAAAAAAUGAAAUACCAACAAGCCACAAGGACCAAUGUAGGUAUUCUCCCCGCCCCGUCUUCAAGGCUCAGCGGCUGAGGCUGGAAGAUGAUAUGGAUUGGAACACAAAAAAUCUUUUUUUAAUCUUUUUAAAAACUGCUGUGGUUUUGCUGCUACACUAAGAAUUGUGAUUUGCAUUGUAUGGUUUUGGACCUAUACUGUUCACGUUUUGAUGGCGGAGAGGGGUGGUCCUGGAGGCCCAACGCUUCAGAGUCAUCUCUGUCCUGCCCGGGAUGCACUUUUAAAUGAAGAGUUAGAAUAUUUUAUUGGCUAAUAUACUUUUCUUGUUAUUUUUA
This is a messenger RNA of Mandrillus leucophaeus (drill), 2398 nucleotides long. RefSeq names its product sine oculis binding protein homolog (Drosophila) (gene SOBP). NCBI's taxonomy places the organism in Eukaryota, Metazoa, Chordata, Mammalia, Primates, Cercopithecidae. Gene Ontology annotation, biological process: animal organ development. The record is from RefSeq and is a predicted model, not a curated record. The coding region runs from base 27 to 1775 and encodes 582 amino acids. Gene Ontology annotation, cellular component: nucleus. The transcript is spliced from 8 exons.